This is a messenger RNA of Spinacia oleracea (spinach), 2121 nucleotides long. RefSeq lists its product as uncharacterized. Gene Ontology annotation, cellular component: Ino80 complex. The record is from RefSeq and is a predicted model, not a curated record. Bases 290 to 1882 code for a protein of 530 amino acids. The transcript is spliced from 2 exons. NCBI's taxonomy places the organism in Eukaryota, Viridiplantae, Streptophyta, Magnoliopsida, Caryophyllales, Amaranthaceae.
AAAAAAAAAAAAAGAGAAAAAGCAAUGAAAUGAAAUGAAACGCUUGAGCACUACUGAGCAGUAAGGCGGGUCUUGUAACUUUUCCCACUACAUGUAUGUCAGUAUGUAUAUAGCGCUCCUCGCUUAACCGCUCCAAUUUCUUCUUUCUUGCUCAACAAAAGGGGGUUUACAAUCCAUUUUAUGUAAACAAAAUCUGGCAAAAAAGGACACAUUUCCUCAAAUUCCCAUCGAUUUUAGCUACCAGCUUAAAUUUUUUGCAGGGUUUUUGUGGGAUUAAAUUAUACUCACAAUGUUAGGAGUACAAUGCAAUGAAGAAACCCAAUACCCAUCUUCUGAAAUUUCCUCCGAAAAUCAGGCAUUAACUGGUGAAACUGGUAAUUUUAAUAAUUUUACUUCAGAUGAUGAAUUUGUUGAGCAAACUAGCUGUUCUAAGAUGGAUUUCACGUCCGAAGUGAGUUAUGCUGCAGAAACCCUAUUAGUAAUGGCUAAUGAUGUUUCGUUUCCAUCAAAAAACGAUGAUUUUGAGAGUGAUUUUGAUUCACACGAUGGAAGGAAUUUCAGGGGUUUUGAGGAAGUUGGGAAAAAACUGGGUUGUUUAAGGGAUGAUGAUUGUGGACUUUUAUCAAACAGUUUGGAUGCAUUUAGUGGUGGUAGGGAAAAGAAGAGGGAAUUUAAGAUGGGUUGCUCAUAUUGUGGUUUAACACAUUUAGGAACUUGUUGUAAUGAUGGUGGUGAUACUUGGACUAGUAAAAUUCUGUAUAGGAAAUGUCAAGGUGGAGAUGCGGAUUUGAUUACACCCAGUGUUCACAAAGAAUGCUCGUUUUCAAUCAUUCAUCUGUUAUCUGCUGUACGCUUGGCACUAGUUUCUCCUAGUUGCAAUGCAGGAAAUGAUGACAGUAAGGAAAAUCUUCUGAACUUGGAUCAUGAAGUUUUAUCAGUUGGUGAAAUUGUUGAGAAAGUGAGAUUAAGACCAGGAGAUACUCGAAUUCUGCAAUGUGAAGCUCGACUUGUGGACUUAAUCAGAGGGUGUUUGAGGAUAUUUUCUUCUCAUGUAGCAAAAGGGAGGAAGAAACUAGUGGUUUAUGAUAAAUCUCGGAAAGGGUGGUCAUGGGUUGGUCCAAUUCCUUGUUUACCAUCAGAGAAGGAUGAUGAUGAUGAUGACGACGAUCAUUUAGCCUUGUGUGCACCUAAAGUUUGGGGUAUUCCAAAGAAUGGGUUGGUUAAAAUGGUAGAUUGUUUUGCUGAUUGGCUUAAAAUCAAUCUGAAUUCCCUUAAACAGCGCGCUAACCUUCCACCUCCUCCAUUAUCAAUGAGUUUAAGUAAGAUGAGUUUUAAGGAAAGAUUUUCAUGUCAUCUGAGAGGAAAGGGGUGUUCUCCUACUAUAAAACCAUGCAUAAGUGAGAUUAGAGCCUAUUUUCACGCUGAGGAAAGGGUUCGAUACAUGACUCCUGACAAAGCAUAUGCUUAUACAGCAGCUGAUGGGAGGAAAUCUAGUGUUGCACCUGUAAGAAAAAGUGGGGAGAAGAUAUCAACAAGAGCAAGAGAUCAUAAUUUACUGAAAUGUGAUCGACCUGCAAGUAUUACAAUCCUUACUAUUGUUAGAGAUGCAGCUGCUAGAUUGCCUGGUGGAAUUGGUACAAGAGGUGAUGUUGCUGUACUUGUCAGAGACUCACAGUACCUUGUGAAGGGUAUUUCAGAUGAACAGAUGAGUCAAGUUGUGAGUGGGGGUCUUGAUCGUUUGCAUUAUGAACGAGAUCCUUGUGUAAGGUUUGAUAGACAGAGAAGGCUUUGGGUGUAUUUGCAUGGUGAUAGAGAGGAAGAAGAUUUUGAUGAUACUGGUAGACAGUCCACGAUUAUACGGUGGCAAUCCAGACUCGGAUAGGAUGUUACAGAGGAGGAGGUGUGUAUAGGGGAUACAGAUUACAGACAGACAGACUGACAGACAGACAGUAGAUAACUAAAUAUGAACAAUGGAAGGAACAAAGGAAAAUGCAUAAUUAGGAGUUUAUGCAUCGAAGACGAUCUCUGUUAUAGGAUACUGAAGGUAACUGAACUAUGUUCUGCUUCUUAUUACAGCUUACAUUAUUUACUCGUAAUUAUAAAACCAUUAUAUAUAUACCA